This is a messenger RNA of Aureobasidium musti, 1413 nucleotides long. NCBI's taxonomy places the organism in Eukaryota, Fungi, Ascomycota, Dothideomycetes, Dothideales, Saccotheciaceae. The record is from the annotation of a GenBank genome assembly.
UUCACUUCCUUGCCGGAAAAAUGCCUAUCAAGACAACCAUCGCCCGCCGACGUUGAAGAUGGAUAUUAUCAACCCAUUCCUUCGCGACGCUGGUAUCAUGUCAUUCUCGACAAUCUUACUCCUAUGGCCUUGAGACUUCGCUCUCAGCAUCAUCCUCAUCAUCCCUUCGUCUCCCACAGAUCUCACCCCUCGACAAGCACAGAGCAAAAACAAGAUUAUAUUGUUACAGAAGUAGCCAUCUCAGAACUAGGAUCUGAAGACCCGAUUGACAGGAGACUUCGGAUCCUUGCAGUCAUCAAGUUGGCAUGCAUCAUCGUCCCUGUGACUAUUCUAUGUCUCUUUGGUCUUUUACACAUUGUAUCAUAUCUCUUCUAUGGCAAUCCUCUGCUUGUGGAAACAGACUUGAANUUUUUGCCAGAUUGGGGUCACACAGGAAAGAUCGGAGAUGGUCUAGCACAUUAUCCUACUGAUGCCACCCGAGAUGUUAUGCCAAUCCCUGUUCACUCACACAACGAUUACUGGAGACGGAUCCCUCUGUACGAGGCUUUGCAUUAUGGAUGCACAGGCGUUGAGGCGGAUGUGUGGCACAUUGGAGAUGAGCUGUUCGUGGGUCACAGUACCUCAUCCCUCACGCCGAACCGCACUUUCAGAAAUCUCUACGUCAACCCUCUCAUUGCAUUGUUGGACAAGCAGAACCCUCACACCUCGUUCGCCGACACCAAGAACCAUGGAGUCUUUGACGAGGACCCGGAUCAGACAUUAGUCCUGCUUGUCGAUCUCAAGACAAAGGGUCCAGACACGUUCGUAAAAGUACAGGAGCAACUUGAAGGUCUCCGAUCGAGAGGCUACCUAACCUACUUCAAUGGUACGCAUACCGUUCCCGGAGCAAUUACUGUGGUCGGAACUGGUAACACGCCUUUCGACCUCUUGACUGCCAACACAACCUACCGCGACAUUUUCUACGACGCUCCCCUUGGAAUGCUAUACGAGCCAUCACCAAUAUCACUACCCGACCUCAACACCGAUCCCGAAAUACGCAGUCUUACCGAGGUUGACAACUACCACUCCUCCUCAGCAGGACAAGGCAAAACUGGUCUACCCGCAAACACUCCCGCGUCCGCCUUCAACAACGCCACAUCCUACUACGCCAGCAUCAACUUCAANAAAUCCGUCGGUCACGUCUGGCGCGGCAGACUCUCCCAUAAACAACUAAACAUCAUCCGUGGUCAGAUCAGGGGCGCCAAGAAAGCAGGCCUCAAAGCCAGAUAUUGGAACACACCGUCUUGGCCGGUUAGUUUGCGCAACCACAUCUGGCACACGUUGGUACAGGAGGGUGUGGGUAUGCUUAAUGCUGAUGAUCUGGAGGGUGCGGCGAUUGAGGAUUGGAGACGCUGGAAGCGUGAGUGGUACGUU